AUGCCGGUUAUUGAUGAGAGUGCCGAUGAUAAUCUAAAAUUGAUCAAUACCAAUAAUAAUGGUGAUACUCGUUAUAAACUAGUAGGCAUUAUUGUACACAGUGGACAAGCUAAUGGUGGUCAUUAUUAUUCAUUUGUACAGAAUAAAGAAGAAUCAAAUUCUUCUGAUCUUCCACAUUGGUAUAAAUUUGAUGAUACAGAUGUAAAUGAUUGCAAAAUGGAUGAAGAUGAAGAACUUCGAUCACAAUGUUUUGGUGGAGAUUAUCCAGCACAAUCAUUCGAUCAACCAGUUAUGAAACGACAACGUCGAUGGUGGAAUGCAUAUAUAUUAUUCUAUGAGAAAAUAUCUAAUGAUGAAUCAAAUUCAGAAAAUAGUCUUGAAAAACAUUUAUCUAAAUUACAACUUUAUGAUCAAACACAACGUAUGCCAUUAUCUGUUCAACGUAGUGUUCGAAAACAAAAUAUAAAAUUUCUUCAUAAUCGAAUACAUUUCAGUCCGGAAUAUUUUCAUUUUAUGAAACGACUUGUACAAAGUAAUGUACAAGUUAUUGUUACUUUCUAUCAACAACAACAACAACAUGGAGAUAAAAUAUCUUCUAAUAAUACAAUUGAAACUAUUGAAGAAUUAGCUUUAGUAAGUGUUCAAAUAGCUACGAAAUUUCUUUUUUCUGUUGGAUGGCGAACAAAAAAAGCUUUACGUGGUCCUGCAAAUGAUUGGACUGAAUUAAUAAUACAUUGUAUUCGAUGGUCACGAAAAGCUCGAUAUUAUCUAGCUGAAGAAGUUUUAUUUAAAUAUCCAAAUCGUUUUCAAGAAUAUCUUAUUGAUUGUACAUCAGCUGAGAUUCGUAAUGCAUUUGGUAAAAUGCUUGUUGCACUUGCUAGUCAUUCACGUCAAGAUGAACAAACAACGAAUAUGCCAACAGAUGAUAUUAAAAAUUAUCUAACAGUUGAAGAAUCUAUUCUUAAUCAUGUUUUACGUUUACUAAAAAAGGAAAUGCCUGAUAAUGUUAAAAUGCUUACACAAUAUUUUCAAUUUUUUGUUAAUUAUUCAUCAAUAGGUCGUCACGAAUGUGAACAAUUAAUACGUCUGAAUGUUCCAACAUUAUUUGUUAAUUUGGCUAAUGAUGAUAAUACAUCAUCAUGUUCAACAUUACCACGUUAUGGUGAACCAGCUAAAUUAUUUGUAAUACUUUCAACAUUAAUUCGUUGUUUCGAUGUUUCCACGUAUUGUAAACCACGUCAACCCGAUACUGAAUUAUUACCAAAUCCAUAUUAUACACAUGAUAAUGGUCCAAUAUGUUCAAUGCCACAACAACUGGCUGAUAUGAUCUAUAAAAGAGAUAUAUUUUUAAAAAAAAUUAUUGAAGAUUCAGGUUCAUGUGAAGAAUCACUUCGGCUUCUUCGUUUUCUUCUUUGGGAAAAUCCUGAUAUAACAUCAAUCGUUCUCAACGAAAUAAUCACUUUACUUGCCAUGUAUCAUACAUAUGAUUUUCGUGGACAUCUUGAUGUACUUUAUAUGGUACUUACAAUUGAAGAUUCUUGGCAAGAAGUACGAUUAUUAUAUACAAUAAAAGGUAUACCAAUGCCAAAUGUUAAUAAUUUACCGGCAACAACGACAACGAAUUGUGGAUAUGAAUCAACUCCUCAAAGUUUAUUCGAUAUGUUUUCAAAAUCGAAAUCAACUUAUCAAAAGAAAGCAUAUCAUUGUAUUAAAACACUUGUACAAUUAUUUUCAAAUUGUCAAAAAGCUCAUCAUAUAUUAAAAACUGAUACAGAUAUAAAACAACGAUGGUCACAAGCUGUUCGUUGGUUACAUGAACAAUUAGAACGAUCAUAUAAUAAUAUACCAUCAAAUUAUCCUUAUUAUCCAUCACAAGGACCAGUUACCAGCAACGAUAUGUCACAAGGUUACUUUAUUGAACGAACUCAAAGUGCUCGAUCAUUACUUGAUAAAGCUGUUGAAUUAUAUCCGGAAAUGGAAAAUGAGGAUGUUGGUUCAAAUAGUGAUGAUCUUGAAGAUGAUGAACCAAUGGAAAAUAUAUCUCCUAAUGUUGUUAUAAAAAAUGUCGCUAGUAAUGUACCAUCAAAAAUGACUCCAACACCACGACGACCAAAUUCCCCAUCGAUUGUUAAUAGUGGAUUAAAUCAACGAAUAUCACCAGCACCAACAACACCAAUACAACAAAAUAAAACUAUGCAUCAUCAUCAACCACGAUCAUAA
This is a messenger RNA of Rotaria sp. Silwood2, 2220 nucleotides long. The record is from the annotation of a GenBank genome assembly. NCBI's taxonomy places the organism in Eukaryota, Metazoa, Rotifera, Eurotatoria, Philodinida, Philodinidae.